Nerophis lumbriciformis (worm pipefish) is the source of this 1182-nucleotide messenger RNA. The record is from RefSeq and is a predicted model, not a curated record. Lineage: Eukaryota; Metazoa; Chordata; Actinopteri; Syngnathiformes; Syngnathidae.
AUGUCUGAAGAAAUGUCUCCAAUUGAACUGAAAGUGGCUCGACAAAUCGAGUACUACUUUGGGGAUCACAAUCUUCCAAGAGACAAGUUUCUCAAAGAACAACUUCAGCUUGAUGAUGGAUGGGUGCCUUUGGUGACUAUGCUGAAAUUUAACAGACUGAAAUCUAUAACCUCCAACAUCAUAAUUUCCGCUCUCCAGAAAUCCAAAAGUGGCCUUUUGGAAAUCAGUGAGGACAAGACUAAAAUCAGGAGGUCUCUAGAAAAACCUUUACCUGAAAUCAACGACGAGUACAAAGAUGCUCUUAAACACAAAUCUGUGUACAUGAAAGGUUUUCCCUUGGGAACCACCCUUGAUGAGAUCCAGGAGUGGUUGAAUACAAAAGGCAAUGUUGAAAACAUUCAAAUGAGAAAAGACAUGGAGAGACAGUUCAAGGGAUCGGUGUUCAUCUGUUUUGACACGGAAGAAUCAUCCAAGCAGUUCCUUGAACGUUCAGACAUCAAAACAUUCAAAGACAAUGAGUUGCUUGUGCUAACAAGGGAAGCCUACCACGCAAAGAAAGCAGAAGAGCGAAAACAACAUAAGGCAGAGACAAAAGCAAAAGUGAAACAGGAUAAAGAACAGCAAGAGAAGCAUGUGGAAAAGAAAGAUAUGGAUCAACUUUUGGAAGAACACGCAGGUGCCUUGUUAAUGUUCUCUGGAGAGCUGGAAGAUGUUUCCAGAGAGGACUUCCAUGAAGUGUUUUCAGGGCAUGGACGAAUCAAGUGGGUUGAUUUUACAAGAGGUGCUAAAGAGGGCACCCUCCUCUUCGACGGAAAUGCAAAGGAAGCAUUUGAGAAGGCCAAAGAAGCAAAUGACGGGGAGCUUAAAGUCAAGAAUAACGUUGUUACAUGGAAGUUUCUUGAAGGAGAAGAGGAAAAAGAGGUCCUAAAGAAGAUCAUCGAAGCGCAACAAGAAACACUCAGUCGGAGCAAAGGAAGAGGAGGCAGAGGAAAAUUCGGUGGCAGAGGGGGAAGGGGUGGUCGCAGAGGAAGAGGGGGAAGAGAUCAAGGUAAAACUCAAUACCAGGGCAAGAAGACGAAAUUCGAUAGCGACGACGAGGAAGCUCCCGCUGCUCAAAAGAGAGAACUUGAAGAAGCUGAUGGGCCUGCUGCAAAGGUGGCCAAAACGGAAAAUGGAUCCUAA